ACUAUGUUAUGUUGAUGUUAUAAGCCUUUAUUCGUCAUUUCAUUUUUGAGUUUUCUUCUUUCAUUCUUCCUUCUCUCUUUCUCUCUCCCUUCGACUCGUUCGAAACCCUAGAAAUUCAUCUUCCAUAAUCUGACAAAUUUUCUUCACAGAACCCUAGAUUUCCUCGUCAAAACCUCACUUCCCCAAAUCAGAUACCUCAAUUCGUACCCAAUUUCCCGCAUCGAUCCCAAUCCCUUCCGUUUUCUCAAACCCCUCAUUCGACGACGUUUCCGUGCGAUUCAAUUAAAAAGAUUCCCGAUUCCUUUGCAGUGGCUCUCGCAUGGGUAAGAUUCUCCGAGAAACCGCAAAGCCAUCAUCCAAUUCAUGGUCCCCAUCUCCCUCAUCGGAACCGGCGACAACCUCGUCAGCUUCGAUCACGGAAACAGUGAGGGGUUCUCACCAGUUCAAGAUCACGGGGUAUUCGUUGUCGAAAGGGAUCGGGAUCGGGAAAUAUAUAGCGUCGGAUAUAUUCUCGGUUGGUGGGUAUGAUUGGGCUAUCUAUUUCUACCCUGAUGGGAAAAGCGUUGAGGAUAAUGCUACCUACGUGUCCCUCUUCAUUGCUCUUGCUAGCGAAGGAACCGAUGUUAGGGCUCUUUUUGAGUUGACCCUUUUGGAUCAGAGUGGGAAGGAGAGGCAUAAGGUUCAUAGCCAUUUCGAAAGGACUCUUGAAAGCGGGCCUUAUACCUUGAAAUACCGCGGUAGUAUGUGGGGUUACAAAAGGUUUUUUAAGAGAACGGCUUUAGAGACAUCAGACUACCUUAAAGAUGAUUGCCUCUCUGUAAAUUGUAGUGUUGGUGUUGUGAGGUCACGCACGGAAGGCCCGAAGAUAUAUUCCAUUGCAAUACCACCUUCUGACAUUGGCCAAAAAUUUGGUCAACUUCUGGAAAGUGGAAAAGGAAGUGAUGUGAGUUUUGAAGUGAAUGGUGAAAUUUUUACUGCUCAUAAAUUGGUGCUGGCAGCACGUUCACCUGUUUUCAGAGCCCAGCUUUUUGGUCCUAUGAAAGAUCAGAAUACCCGGUGUAUUAAAGUUGAAGACAUGGAAGCUCCAGUUUUUAAGGCACUGCUUCAUUUUAUGUACUGGGAUUCACUGCCUGACAUGCAAGAACUUACUGGAAUGAACUCAAAAUGGGCAACAACCUUGAUGGCCCAACAUCUUCUUGCAGCUGCUGAUCGGUAUGCCUUGGAGAGGCUUAGGCUUAUCUGUGAAGUGAGUCUAUGUGAAGAUGUUGCAAUAAAUACUGUGGCUACGACUUUAGCCUUGGCAGAACAGCACCACUGUUUCCAGCUGAAAGCAGUUUGUCUCAAGUUUAUUGCUACUUCCGAAAAUCUCAGAGCUGUAAUGCAAACUGAUGGAUUUGAGUACUUGAAGGAAAGUUGCCCAUCUGUUCUGACUGAGCUAUUGGAGUACGUGGCUAGAUUUACCGAGCAUUCGGACUUCAUGUGCAAGCACAGGAAUGAAGCAAUACUUGAUGGCAGCGACGUUAAUGGGAGGCGGGUGAAGCAAAGGCUUUAGUGUGAAGUGAACACUGAGCAGAAAGCCUUAGUGUGAAGUGAACACUGAGCAGCUUUCUGCACAACCCUUCUACUCUUUUUUAAAUGAUAGCGUGUGCCAUAGUUAGAGGGAGGAUGACGAUGAUCGUUUAUAGGAUUAGAGGCAAUUUUUACUUUACUUAGCUUAUUCAUGUGUAAGAGAUGUAAAUGUAAUUUGUUGUGCUGGUGGUGCUGUUAUUGUUCUGUUAGGUUUCUGUAAUAUCUUCGGCAUUACUUUUUAUUUGGAAAAACAUUUGUUUGAAAAUAUUGAUGCUCCGUAUGUGUUUUUGUAUUCUUUUAUUUUGGACA
Messenger RNA from Cicer arietinum (chickpea), 1878 nucleotides. RefSeq names its product BTB/POZ and MATH domain-containing protein 2-like. Gene Ontology annotation, biological process: protein ubiquitination. Lineage: Eukaryota; Viridiplantae; Streptophyta; Magnoliopsida; Fabales; Fabaceae. Gene Ontology annotation, molecular function: protein binding. The record is from RefSeq and is a predicted model, not a curated record.